Molecule: messenger RNA, 944 nt
Organism: Rubroshorea leprosula
Lineage: Eukaryota; Viridiplantae; Streptophyta; Magnoliopsida; Malvales; Dipterocarpaceae
Source: the annotation of a GenBank genome assembly
AAAAACUCAUCGAAUUGACGGAUUCUAAACUUUACAAAUUGAAACUUCAGAGUUCACUCAUUCUCACAUAUCGAUUUCAACUCCAAAUUUCUCAGAAACAACUUCAAACAAUGUCGAUUCAGAGGAGCUCGAAAAAACGAGGAUCGGAGAGCAUGCUCACUAAAUCGGAGCCGAAAACCCGACUCGUCGACGAUUUCGAUCCCGAUCUUCCCAGCGAUCUGAAAGGGAUUAUGUCUGCGCUACAGCUGAUCAGGGAGAAAGCACAGAAGGAUGGUCAGCAGAAGAAAGAAGAGACCAUUUCUAGUGUGGCAUCUGAGAUAAGGUCUAAAAAUGAUGAGCUGAAGGCAAAGCUUGAGAAGGAAAGACAAAGUUUUGCCAAGGCGCUUUCGAAGAGUUCAAAAGAGUGUGAAAAUUGCUUGAAGAAUGAGGCUGCCAGGUUCCAAGAGAUUUAUGAGAAGUUCUGCAAAGAGAAAUCUGCCCAUCUGCAGGCCUUGCAAGGUACUAUUUCCAGAUUCGAGGAAGACAAGGAAAUGCUAUUCAAGAAAUAUGAGCAACUGAGGAAGAGAGAAACGAAUAUAAUAUCUGAGAAUGAGAAGCUUUGUGCUGAUAAAAUCUCUCAACUGGAGGAAUCAUUGAAGAAAAAUAAGAAGGGUGACAAAUUUGUCAGCAUUGUGAAGAAAACCUUUGAUUCAAUUCUGGAUGAUGUCUCAAAGGAGGACCUCCUGGCUGAUGAUUAAAGAUUUAAAGAGACAAAUAUUGCAACAACUAUUUCAUACUUUGGAGAAUGUAGCUUACAGAGUAUAGUCCCAAAAAGUGAAAGGCAAUGGUGCAUUUCCGCCGUAUGGCAAAUUGAGAGGAAAAUUUGAAAAUCUUCUUUUAACAGGACCUCGAUUUUCAGAAAUUUUAGUAUAUCUCUUUAGUCAGAAGAAAAACAUUCUGUUGUG